AUGUCGUCGACGGUGCUGGAAGUGACGCGGGCGGCGCACGAGGAGGUGGAGCGGUUGGAGCGGCUGAUAGUAAAGGAGCUCCAGAAUGAGCCUGGCACAAACAAGGAGCGUUUGUAUCAGAGUCACCGGGUGCGAAAUAUGAUUGAUACCAUCACCUCGACCACUGAAAAGCUUAUUGGGAUAUAUGAAGAUAACGACAAUGCUAGGAAGGACGAGAUUGCUGCACUUGGAGGCCAAACUGCCUCUGGAAUUAACGUUUUCAGUGCCUUUUAUGAUAGACUCAAGGAGAUACGAGAGUAUCAUAGGAAGCACCCAGUUGCACGUGUUGUUGACGCCAAUGAUGAUUAUGAAAUGGUCCUCAAAGAGGAACCUCAAAUUGAGUUUAGUGGAGAGGAAGCUCUUGGUCGAUACUUAGACCUGCAUGAAUUAUAUUAUCAGUAUGUCAAUUCUAAGUUUGGAGAGCCAAUAGAGUAUUCUGCAUAUCUUGAUGUUUUCUCAGACACAAAUAAGAUUCCCCGCAAAAUGAAAAUGACCAGAAAGUACCGAGAAUAUAUGGUGAAUCUUUUGGAGUAUCUAUUGUACUUUUUCCAGCGGACUGAGCCCCUGCAAGAUCUUGAUCGAAUUUUCUCAAAGGUAACAACUGAAUUUGAAGAAAAUUGGGCUGCUGGAAAGGUACGGGGAUGGGAAAAUGACAAUCAGGAGAAUGGACAUGUACCUGCUGAACAUGCUACUAUUGAUCUUGAUUAUUAUAGUACUAUUGAAGAGCUAAUGGAAGUGGGUCCUGAAAGGUUAAAGGAGGCACUGGCUGCAUUGGGGCUGAAGACUGGUGGUACUGUUCAGCAACGUGCAGAGAGGCUCUUCCUCACAAAGCACACACCUCUUGAAAAAUUGGACAGGAAGCAUUUUGCUAAAGGGGCACGUAGUGUAGAAAAGAACGGGGUUGCAGUUCCACAAGAAGAUGGAAAUUCUAAAGAAAUUGCAUUGAUGGAAGCUAAAGUGGAAAAACUCUGUGAUUUGUUAGAAGAGACAAUUGCUCGAACAAAAGACAAUGUUGUAAAGAAGCAAGCCUUAACAUAUGAGGAAAUGGAAGCAGAACGUGAGGAGGAAGAAACACAAGAGGACACUGAAAGCGAAGAUGAGGAGCAGCAGAUAUAUAAUCCCCUAAAAUUACCAAUGGGAUGGGAUGGGAAGCCUAUACCUUAUUGGCUGUAUAAGCUACAUGGUCUGGGUCAGGAAUUUAAGUGUGAGAUAUGUGGGAACUAUAGUUAUUGGGGCCGUCGAGCUUUCGAACGACACUUUAAAGAAUGGCGCCAUCAACAUGGGAUGCGGUGUCUUGGUAUACCAAAUACCAAGAAUUUCAACGAAAUCACAUCAAUUGAGGAAGCAAAGGAUCUUUGGAAGAAGAUACAGCAAAGACAAGGAGUGAACAAGUGGCGCCCAGAUCUAGAGGAAGAGCUGGGAAAUGAACAUGAAUUGGAACUUCUGUUAAAGGUAUGCAAGAUAGAUCAUCGUCGUGCCAUCAUUGAAGCUGCAACACGACAGCGAGAUGAUGUUGUCUUCGACAAAGUGGAAGAGACAAUCACCGUGACGAUUUCACGCGACAAGAGGAAGUGCAUUGAUAAAGUGGAGAAAGGGCAUGCAACUUUAGAUGACAUACUCACUGCAACGGCAUGGAGGAGAAUAAAUGCUAAAAGAGUAACAAAAUGCGAGGAAACUCAUGCAUGGGGAUUAGAAAAGCGCUAUUAUAGGGAGAAUAUGAAUGCCAUUUCUUUUAUUCUCGCUCAAAAUGAAAGCAACAAAAAAAGAGGAAGGAAAUUAAAACCUGAUGGAUAA
Sphenostylis stenocarpa is the source of this 1833-nucleotide messenger RNA. The record is from the annotation of a GenBank genome assembly. NCBI's taxonomy places the organism in Eukaryota, Viridiplantae, Streptophyta, Magnoliopsida, Fabales, Fabaceae.